Molecule: messenger RNA, 1006 nt
Organism: Bolinopsis microptera
Lineage: Eukaryota; Metazoa; Ctenophora; Tentaculata; Lobata; Bolinopsidae
Product: golgin subfamily A member 7-like
Exons: 4
Coding region: 58-486 (142 amino acids)
Biological process (GO): peptidyl-L-cysteine S-palmitoylation; protein targeting to membrane
Cellular component (GO): palmitoyltransferase complex
Source: RefSeq, a predicted model, not a curated record
AGAUAUCAACCUAUUAAAUUAUUAGGUUAGAUGCUGUAGUGGAGAGUGGAACCAGUCAUGGCUGCCAACGAGCCGACCGCGACCGGAGAAGUGACGACUUCGCCUAAGAAAGUGUUCAUACAGCGGGACUAUACUCACGGCACUGAGUGUAAAUACGAGACUAACUUCCCCGCCCAGCUGGAAGGAGUGAUAGCACGUGAAACGUUGACAGAUACAGUAAACAAGAUAAACGAACUGUUGGAGAGGUCAGAGGAGCUAGGAUGUCCCACAUACACUGAGGGCUGCUUAUCUUGCCUCACCGGCUACUUACUGUACUUCUGUAUUGACACUAAAUACAGCAAGGAAAUGAAGCAGAUAUCCCUGUUUAUCCAACGUCAGAAUGAUGAGAUAUACCACCCACGCGGAGUGCACAUUGUUGAGCCGAUGUUGCGCGGUCUCCGCUGUAUCGAACUUGUUGUGUACCCACCACCUACUAAACCUGUGUAGAUAUGUUGUGAACCAAUAGUCAGCAAGGAAACUGUAAUACGGAAUACCUACAGUCACUAUUGUGGUAUAGUUAGCAAGGAUCACUGUUAAACUGAGGUUUAGUUAGCAAGGAUCACUGUUAAACUGAGGUUUAGUUAGCAGGGAUCACUGUUAAACUGAGGUUUAGUUAGCAAGGCUCACAGUUAAACAGUUAAACUGAGGUUUAGUUAGCAAGGAUCACAGUUAAACUGAGGUUUAGUUAGCAAGGAUCACAGUUAAACUGAGGUUUAGUUAGCAAGGAUCACUGUUAAACUGAGGUUUAGUUAGCAAGGAUCACUGUUAAACUGAGGUUUAGUUAGCAAGGAUCACUGUUAAACUGAGGUUUAGUUAGCAAGGAUCACAGUUAAACUGAGGUUUAGUUAGCAGGGAUCACUGUUAAACUGAGGUUUAGUUAGCAAGGAUCACAGUUAAACUGAGGUUUAGUUAGCAAGGAUCACUGUUAAACUGAGGUUUAGUUAGCAGGGAUCACUGUUAAACUAAG